Molecule: messenger RNA, 1945 nt
Organism: Suillus clintonianus
Lineage: Eukaryota; Fungi; Basidiomycota; Agaricomycetes; Boletales; Suillaceae
Product: magnesium transporter NIPA-domain-containing protein
Exons: 7
Coding region: 151-1866 (571 amino acids)
Biological process (GO): magnesium ion transport
Cellular component (GO): membrane
Molecular function (GO): magnesium ion transmembrane transporter activity
Source: RefSeq, a predicted model, not a curated record
AAUAAGCUCAACACGGAUCGUACUAAGUUCAAGUUGUAGCGCUUGCGCACGACGUCUGACACGCAAAGUCUGCAGUUGCAGACGACCGUAGGCCGCGACGAUACCAUAGACUGACCUUCCUCCGCUGUUUGUCAUUGAUUUAUUGCGGAUAUGGAUCUGUCAUCAUGGGCCGAGGGCAGGAACCACAUGGCCAGCGUCGAUGAACCGGGUAUUUACCUGCCGCACCUCACGUUGCAGACAGUUAUCGGCAUCACCGUAGCCAUUGCGGGGAACGUCCUUAUCUCGCUUGCGCUUAACUUGCAAAAGCUUGCACAUAUCCGACUUGAAAAAGCACAGAAACAGGCGAGAAUGGAACGCGAACUCCGUGUAUCGGGCGAUGGGCUGCAUUCUAGAUCACCCGAUCAGAGGCCUUCUGGCGAUCCCGCUGCCUGCUCCCGUGAGUCCGAGACACAGCCCUUGAUCCAGGGCUGUUCCGCCAGUCGUUCGCGUGCACGCUAUGGCACUAGUGCCUCAUCCGGGACUCGACGCGAUGAUUCGAGGAGCAGGAAGAGUACCACCUCUUCGGUGCGUGGACGGAGACCAGGACAGCCUCAAAGGAAGCCCAGCUUUGCGUCGCGUUUUCUGCCGUUCCAUCUCAGUCUGCAUGGUGGCAUUAAUGAAAGUGUAUCACUCACCCAAGAAACGUUGGCGAUUCCAGUAGACGUGGUCCCAGCAGAGCGCAUAGUUGCACUGAACGGCAAUGACAGGCGCGCAUCUCCCCCGCCUGAGCUCUGGGAAGAAGAAGGCACGGAGAGUGACUACUUGCGUUCGAAGAUAUGGUGGUCUGGAUUCAUUUUAAUGAACAUCGGAGAGACGGGCAACUUCAUAUCCUAUGCAUUUGCACCGGCGUCUGUAGUCGCUCCUCUAGGCACCUUCGCACUCAUUGCAAACUGCUUCUUCGCUCCACUCAUUUUGAAGGAGCGUUUUCGUGUGCACGAUCUCGCUGGCAUCUUACUUGCAAUGAUAGGAGCGAUCACCGUCGUUCUUUCUACGCCUUCCCCUGAUGAAAGUCCACCGCCACUUACACCAGACGCACUGAUUGCGGCUAUAUCACAACGUUCGUUUGUAAUAUUCACCAUUAUAUACCUGGUAGGGGCUGUGGUACUAGCGGGACUUAGCGAAGGUGGUUACGGCCGGCGAAUUGUAGUUGUUGACAUCGGGCUUUGCGCAAUAUUUGGUGGAUUCACAGUUCUAGCGACUAAGGCUAUCUCCACGCUGCUGACGGAAGAAUGGGCCAAAGUGUUUGCGGAGUGGGUAACCUAUCCCGUCCUUGCGGUCUUAAUCAUCACAGGAAUUCUCCAAAUCCGGUUUUUGAACCGUGCGUUGAAGCGUUUUGACUCCAAGAUUGUGAUACCUACGCAAUUUGUGCUGUUCACGUUGUCCGCCGUCAUCGGAUCCGCUGUCCUUUACAAGGACUUUCAGCGGGCUACUUUCCACCAGAUGGUAACGUUUACGUAUGGUUGUGGUGCGACAUUCGCGGGGGUGUUCAUCAUAGCGUGGACCAAUGGCAACAACUCCGAAGUAGGAGGACAGGCCACCAAUGAGGUUAACAGGCAAACAGGCGACGCAGGCGAGCCAAACGCACCGAGUGGAAGCGUGCGGGGCGUUCCUGUAGGCUCGUUGAAUGCGCGAAGUCGCUCGGCUCUUGUAAUACCGAGAGGAGCUGCGCGUGAGACCCCGGUGCUCAGGAACAAGCAUAGCACGGUGAGCUUGGCAGGGUAUUCUCCUGCACGAAAUCUGCUACUUGUUCAUACCCCGCCAAGGGAUCGCGCAGAUUAUUGGGAUCGAGACGUGGAAAGUGGAAGCAUUGCUGGAAGCAGCCGAUGACAAUAUUGUGAAAAUGCUGAAUACACUAUCUAGUUCAUUGCAAAUAUAGAGUUCAUACACUAUUUUAACCCAAAAACUG